AUGAAUCCCACAGUCGAUGUUUUCGAGAAGAGAAUCGCUGCGCUCGAGGGUGGUGUAGCAGCUUUGGCAGCAUCCUCAGGACAAGCCGCUCAGUUCAUGGCCAUCCUUACUCUCGCUCACGCAGGAGACAACAUUGUCUCCACCUCCAAUCUCUACGGCGGCACAUACAACCAGCUCAAAGUCGCCCUCCCCCGCCUCGGCAUCAAAACCAAGUUCGUCAACGGCGACAACCCCGAAGACUUCAAAGCCGCCAUCGACGACAACACAAAAGCCAUCUACAUCGAAUCCAUCGGCAACCCAAAGUACAACAUCCCCGACUUCGAGAAGAUCGCCGCCAUCGCCCACGAAGCCGGCGUCCCCGUCGUCGUAGACAACACCUUCGGCGCAGGCGGCUACUUCGUCCGCCCCAUCGACCACGGCGCCGACAUCGUCGUCCACUCCGCCACAAAAUGGAUAGGCGGCCACGGCACCACCAUCGGCGGCGUGAUCGUUGACAGCGGAAAGUUCGACUGGGGAAAACACGCGAAGCGCUUCCCGCAGAUGAACGAUCCAUCAGAGGGCUACCACGGGCUCAAAUUCUACGACACGUUCGGCCCCAUAACCUUCAUUAUCCGCGCGCGCGUCGAAAUCCUCCGCGACUACGGCGCAGCGCUCAACCCGUUCGCCGCGCAGCAGCUCAUCCUCGGGUUGGAAACGCUGUCCCUCCGCGCCGAACGCCACGCGUACAACGCGCUCAAGCUCGCGCGCUGGCUCGAGAGGAAUCCCAACGUAUCAUGGGUGUCCUACCCAGGACUAGAAUCCCAUCCCUCCCACGCAACAGCCAAGAAGUACCUAAAGCGCGGCUUCGGCGGCGUGUUAUCCUUCGGCGUGAAAGGCGGCGGAAAAGCAGGAAGCCAGGUCGUGGAUAACUUCAAGCUGAUUAGCAAUCUUGCGAAUGUGGGCGAUAGCAAGACGCUGGCUAUUCAUCCGUGGACGACGACGCAUGAGCAGUUGAGCGAUGGGGAGAAGGAGAGUGGUGGUGUUACGGAGGACCUCAUACGCAUCUCCGUCGGCACAGAGCACAUCGACGACAUUAUUGCCGACUUCGAGCAGUCGUUUGCCGCGUCGGCGACUAAGCCUGAGGAGAAGGGCGACGCGGCAAACGCCGGCAACGCGGGGUCUACGGAGCAGAAGGGCUCGCUGUCGGGCGCGACGUAA
Molecule: messenger RNA, 1197 nt
Organism: Didymosphaeria variabile
Lineage: Eukaryota; Fungi; Ascomycota; Dothideomycetes; Pleosporales; Didymosphaeriaceae
Product: Homocysteine/cysteine synthase
Exons: 4
Coding region: 1-1197 (398 amino acids)
Biological process (GO): transsulfuration
Molecular function (GO): pyridoxal phosphate binding; transferase activity, transferring alkyl or aryl (other than methyl) groups
Source: RefSeq, a predicted model, not a curated record